Papaver somniferum (opium poppy) is the source of this 1470-nucleotide messenger RNA. RefSeq lists its product as uncharacterized. Lineage: Eukaryota; Viridiplantae; Streptophyta; Magnoliopsida; Ranunculales; Papaveraceae. The transcript has 3 exons. The coding region runs from base 1 to 1470 and encodes 489 amino acids. The record is from RefSeq and is a predicted model, not a curated record.
AUGACAAAUUUGGAAUGGUUACAACAGUUUCAAUUAUCACAGGCUGAAUUCUUAGUUCCGGGCAUUUCAGAUCAUUCUCCUGUUGUUGUUUCAGUUUUUGAAAAGAGGAAACAUGGACCACCCCCUUUUAGAUUUUAUAAUUUCUUAAUGGGAGAUGCUGAAUUUUUAGAUAUUGUUAAUCAAGCUUGGAAGAUUCAAGUUAGAGGUAAUCCCAUGAUCCAGCUGGUUACUAAACUCAAAUUUUCCAAAAGAAGAAUUAUUGAAUUGAAGAAAAGGAAAUUUAAAAAUGUUUCAGAGCAAUCUUUGCAAUCUAAGGAAAAUAUGCAAUUGGCUCAAGCGCAACUCCAAUCUGAUCCUCUUAAUCAAGAUCUUGCUAGUAGAGAAAGAGACUAUGUUUAUGAGUAUGUUAGACUUGCUAAAUCUGAAGAAUCUGCUGCUAAGCAAAAUAUUUUCGGAGAUGAUUUUGUAGCAGCUGUGAAGAAUUUCUUUGAUAAGUAUAAACUGUUAAAAGAAGUCAACAAUAACUUCAUAGCUUUGGUUGCUAAGAAAGAGAAUCCUAAUACAGUUGCUGACUUCAUACCUAUUUCUUGUUGUAAUGUAGUGUAUAAAUGCAUUACUAAGAUCAUUUCUCUUAGAAUGAAGAAGGUGUUGAGUGGUCUUAUUAGUGUAAACCAGUCUGCUUUCAUUUCUGGGAGGGCUAUUCAAGAGAACAUCAUGGUGGCCCAUGAAAUUGUGAGAAACUAUCAUAGCAAAAAGGGGUCUCCUAGAUGUGCUUUGAAAUUAGACUUGAAGAAGAUUUAUGACACAGUUAGUUGGGCUGUACUCUUACUGCUAGCUGCUUCCCCUCUUAAUGAUUUCUUAGUUAAAUCUAGCAAUUGUAAUGGGUUAGAAAUGAAUAGACACAAUACUUGUUUGUUUCACUCUGCUAUUGAUGAUGCCAAUCUUAAUCUGAUUGUCCAAGCUCUUGAUUGUUUUGUUGGUGACCUGCCAGUUAGAUAUUUAGGGGUUCCUCUUUUAUCUGCUAGACUUUCUUAUAAGGAUUACAUUCCCCUUCUUGAAAAGAUAAGAAUGAGAGUUAAGACUUGGAAAGCCAGAUUCCUUGCUUUCCCUGGUAGAGUUCUUUUGAUUAAAGCUGUCUUGAAUGGAAUGGUGUACUUCUGGCUGUCCUGUUUUGUGUUACCUAAAAAAGCCAUUAAAGAACUUAACACUAUUUUCAAAAGAUUUUUAUGGGAUGGUCCUGAUUUGGGGAAGAGGUUUAAUCCUAUUAGAUGGCCAAAUUUUUGUCAACCUUAUGAUUGUGGAGAUUUAGGAAUUAAAUAUUUAGAGAUUACAAAUGUGGCUGCCAAUUCAAGACAUAUUUGGGAUUUAGUCUCAGGCAAGGUCAUUAUUUGGACAGAUUCGGUUAAGGGAAAUUUGAUCAAAGAUCAAGAUUUUUGGUCUAUGGAGAUCCCCCACGACUCUUCUUGGUGA